Calidris pugnax (ruff) is the source of this 7041-nucleotide messenger RNA. RefSeq names its product megakaryoblastic leukemia (translocation) 1 (gene MRTFA). Lineage: Eukaryota; Metazoa; Chordata; Aves; Charadriiformes; Scolopacidae. The coding region runs from base 1 to 3609 and encodes 1202 amino acids. The transcript is spliced from 17 exons. Gene Ontology annotation, biological process: smooth muscle cell differentiation. The record is from RefSeq and is a predicted model, not a curated record.
AUGCCAAGAGUUAGCAACGAGAAAGAAGGAAACAAAGAAGUCAUGUUUUUGUACAACAUAGCACUUUUCACUGUGAAUACACGUGUGAGGGCUCGGGGCGGGCGGGUUCUCGGACGGUGGCGACGGCGGCGGCUCCGCCAGGGACUGGCGGCGUCGGAGCGAGAUGGAGCCGUGACCGGUGACUGGAAAGAGAGCUGCUGGCAUGGAAGUGAGCUGGGUUUGCCGGUGGGAGCUGUGAGUAAGGUUGCCAUCACGAAAGCCAAAGUGGAUUUCUCCGGUGUGGUGUGCCUGCCCCCUUCCGUCAUUGCUGGAAAUGGGCUGGACGGAGGAGGGGCUGGCGAAAAUGAUGAUGAGCCGGUGCUGGUGUCACUUUCGGCGGCCCCCAGCCCUCAGAGCGAAGCUGUUGCCAAUGAGCUGCAGGAGCUCUCCUUGCAGCCCGAGCUGACCCUCAACCUCCAUCAUGGCCGAAACCCCAACCUUCCUCCUCUCAGUGAAAGGAAGAAUGUGCUGCAGUUGAAGCUCCAGCAGCGACGCACACGGGAGGAGCUGGUGAGCCAAGGGAUCAUGCCGCCUCUGAAAAGUCCAGCUGCAUUUCAUGAACAAAGAAGGAGUUUGGAGCGGGCCAGGACAGAGGACUAUCUGAAACGGAAGAUCCGGUCCCGGCCAGAGAGAUCAGAGCUGGUUAGGAUGCACAUUCUGGAAGAGACCUCAGCUGAACCCUCCUUGCAGGCAAAGCAGCUGAAGCUAAAGAGAGCCAGACUGGCAGAUGACCUCAAUGAGAAGAUAGCGCAGAGGCCAGGUCCCAUGGAGCUGGUAGAGAAGAACAUCUUGCCUGUGGAAUCGAGCCUGAAGGAAGCCAUUAUAGUUGGACAGGUGAACUACCCAAAGGUUGCAGACAAUUCCUCCUUUGAUGAGGACAGCAGUGAUGCCCUCUCCCCAGAGCAGCCAGCCAGCCAUGAGUCCCAGGGGUCUGUCCCAUCACCGAUGGACUCCCGGAUUUGUGAGCCUCUCCCUAGCACCACUGGCACGUCACUAGCUCAGGGUACAUCCCAAUUGCAGAUCAGCGCAGACUCCAGUGAAACACUUUUCCUACCCGAACAGCCACCCCCGCCUCUGCCACCUCCGCCUCUUCUGCCUCCCAGUCUUACCAAUGGAGCGGCUCUUACUGCUGCCAAGCCCCCACCAACGCUCAUCAAGCAAAGCCAGCCCAAGUCUGCUAGUGAAAAAUCUCAGCGCAGUAAAAAAGCCAAGGAGUUGAAGCCGAAAGUCAAGAAGCUUAAAUAUCAUCAGUAUAUUCCUCCGGACCAAAAGCAGGACAAGGGAGCUCCUCCCAUGGAUUCAUCCUAUGCCAAAAUACUGCAGCAGCAGCAGCUCUUUCUCCAGCUUCAGAUCCUCAGCCAGCAGCAGCAGCAGCACUACAACUAUCAGACCAUCCUGCCAGCUCCACCAAAGCCUCCCGGCGAGCAGCAGAGCGGUGCCAGUGCCCCUGCCGUGCGCAAUCUCUCUGCCACGGUCAGCAGCGCAGCCUCAGCAUCCUCAGGUUCCAGCGGGCUCAUGCGACAGAACAGUAACGCUGCAGUGGGCAAGCCUGGCCCUCUCCCUGCCAACCUAGAUGAGAUGAAGGUAGCAGAGCUGAAGCAAGAGCUGAAGUUGAGGGCCUUGCCUGUCUCGGGCACAAAGACGGGUCUGAUUGAGCGUCUCAGAGCUUAUCAAGAGCAGAAUGGUGCAGGCAGCCAAACAACCCCUGCUCCCAAGCCCAGCACAGCAGCUGUCAUCCCAAAAGCUGCCGAAGUGGUGGUAGCCUUCCCGGCUGCCAGGCUGAGCACGGGGCCAGCCCUGGUCACCACUGGCAUUGCACCAGCAGAAGUAGUCGUGGCCACAGUCACCGGUGGUGGCGUGAUGAAGUUUGGCAGCACAGGCUCGACUCCUCCUGUUUCUCCAACUCCUUCUGAGCGCUCACAAAUAAGCACAGGGGAUGAGAACUCGGCCACCGGAGACACCUUUGGAGAGAUGGUGACUUCACCCCUGACCCAGCUCACCUUGCAGGCGUCUCCAGUGCAGUUCCUGGUGAAGGAAGAAAGCUCCAAGUCUGCCUCCUGCAGCGUCAGUGCGGCGCCCAGGUCAGAGCGGUGCAGCACCGGUAACAGCAGAGAUGCAGAAGUUAGGGACAAAGACCAGAUGCUGCAGGAGAAGGACAAGCAGAUUGAGGAACUCACCCGCAUGCUGAAGCAGAAGCAGCAGCUGGUUGAGAUGCUCAGACUACAGCUGGAGCAGGAGAAGCGCUCUCAGCAGUCAUUACCGGCCCCAGCGGCUGCGGGAGAAGGAACAGCCCUUGUCUCCAACCCAGCAGCAUUUGGCACCCAGGUGAAGAGUGAAAACGGUUUCCUGAGUUGCCAGUUUGCAAAUCAAUCCAGUGGCCAAACAGACCAAUUCAGCCCUGCACCAACAGCUAGCCAAAUGGACACUCCGAACCCCAGCCCAGUGCCAAAGAAAGCCGUGAUGGUGAAGCAGGAGGUGCCAGCCGCGGAAGCAGAGCCGCCGUGCCAGUCCCACAGCCCGCGGCUUCUCCUUGGCCAGCAAGGGAGCGCCCUGAGCGACCUCAUCAAGGGCACCCCUCCCCCCACCCUCAUCACCGACUCCACAGGGACCCACAUCGUCCUCACCGUGACCAAGCAGAGCGCAGAGAGGCAGGGCCUCUCGCCCCAGGGGAAGGCAGGGAGCAGCUGCCCGGCCUUGCAGAGAGUACAAUCAUCGCCCGCUAAAACUUCCAGCCAACCGCCGUGUCAGCUACCGGCAAGCACCCCUCAGCAGCCCACGCCGCAGCAGCAGCAGCAGCAGCAGCCACCCAGAGGACUAAACCAGUCUGUCAGAAAGCCCUCAUCGCAGCCUGGCUCUCCUGCGGCCCCUUCCCCAUCCCAGAUGGACCUGGAGCAGCAACAGCACACGUCGCUUUUUGGAACUCCUCCACCUCCUCUCCCUGUUCCCUCGGUCCCAAUGAAAGAGCCACCAGGCUAUGAAGAGGCCGUGAAGCAACAGCCAAAGGCCCAGGAGAACGGCUGUUCCAGCCAGCAGAUGGAUGACCUGUUUGACAUUCUCAUCCAAAGUGGAGAGAUUUCUGCUGACUUCAAGGGUCAGUCGUCCCCACCUGGGAAAGACUCCCCCGUGGCCCCAGCCUGCUCCCCACCGCCCAGCAGCCACCAAUCCCCAGAGCUGGCGGUGCCCGUGUCCUUGGGGCAGCCGGUGCCCGUGGGCCGGCUGGAGGACUUCCUGGAGAGCAGCACCGGCCUCCCGCUGCUGACGGCGGGCCACGAUGGGCCGGAGCCCCUGUCCCUGAUCGAUGACCUCCACAGUGAGAUGCUGAGCAGCUCGGCCAUCCUGGACCACCCGCCUUCACCUAUGGACACCUCGGAAUUGCACUUUGCUCACGAGCCGUCCGGAGGCAUAGCCCUGGAUCUGGCCGAGGCUAACUUGGACAGCAUGGACUGGCUGGAGCUGCCGGGGGGGCCUGUCAUGAGCCUGGCUCCCCUCAGCACGGCGGCUCCCAGCCUCUUUUCCACAGACUUCCUUGAUGGACACGAUCUGCAGCUGCACUGGGAUUCUUGCUUGUAACUCUGUGAGCAGAGACUGAAGGGAACGGGGGGGCACGGGCAUGCGGGGGGAAGAGGCCAGUCAACCAAAAAAAGAAAAAAAAAAGGAAACAAGCUCCUAGCAUUUGUACUCCUCCCCCAAGAGUGUCCUUCCUGCCGAAGCCGGCAGCGGUGGCAAAGGCAGAUCUGCUGCUGGAGUGGACAGGCCAGGGCAGGGAGAAGGGCUGCUGGCAGGGGGGAGAAGAGGCUGCAGGAGCUCUGGGGCUGGUGGCCUCCUGCCCCCUCAGUGCGGCCUGACCCAGCUCGGGUGAAAGGAGCCGGCAGCCCCUCUUCCUCCUGGCAGGAGCAGUGAUGGCAGCGCAUGGGCACGGUGCUGCCGGGCCACAAGUUCCCUCACGCCUCGCAGCAGGACAGCAUGACUGGGUCUGAGCCAUUUCCAGAAGCUACACCCCACGUUUUGCCGGGAUUGGCAAAUAAAUGGGGUUGUGCUCCCCCCAGCACAUGUGGGUUAACGGUUACAGAAGGGGAUUCUACCUCCAGAGCAGGACACACUGGUGGGAGCCCUGGCUGGGGUCUGGAACAGCUGCUCCCUGCUGUCAGGGGAGGGUCUGCUCUGCUGGGCUGUGAGGAGCUGGGCAGAACAGGCACCUUUUCCAAGUGUAGCCAAAGGGAACCAGGGCUCCCCACCUACCUGGUAACGGCUAAGCUGGUUUCCCAAAUAUUGCUGAGCUUGGCAGAGGCCUGCCCGCUUGCUUCACUCGCUUUGGGCUGCAAAACAGAUUUUUUUAAGGUGCUAAAAUCCAGGUCCUUUUAUGUUAAAUCUGUCUUUCACUGCCCCAAACCUCUGGUUGGGCCUGGAGUCUGGCCUUGAGGCACAACCUCCUGUUUGUCCCAGCUUCCACAGCACUUGUAACACCGCCAGGUGAGGGGGCAGGCAGCCUUUUGGCCUCUCCUGGGGAGCACGUGAGGGGCACAGUAACGAGCAACAUAUCAUUAGGGGCCACAAGCAAUCUGUCCCCUGCCCUCGGCUGUGCUGUUGCCUUCCUGUAGCAGAUGCCCCAGUGGAAAGAAGCAGCUGGGGAUGGGAGACCCAACAGACACAGGAAGGGGAAGUGGCACUGCAAACCGGGCAUUGGGUGGCACAACACAGCUCCUGGCUCGGUGGUGCGACUGCAAGGGCCCUAUUCUGGGGAGAAGCGGGAGCCUGAAAGCAAGUAAUGGGCAGGUGACCUCUGCUCUGCUGCAGUGAAACCUCUGCUCUGCCUUCCCUCCAGCCCCACCAGCUAAAAGGCAAACGGCUGCUUGCUGUGAGCUGCUACCCUGUGCCCAGCUGCUGCCAGCAGGGCCCUGGGCUGGUGCCUCAGGGUAGGUGCUGACUGAGGAGGGGGCAGAUGGGCACCCCAAACCCCCAGAGCCAUGAAGAUGCUAGGCCUUCUGCAGGGUUUUGUGCAGGAAACCCAGGCCUGUGGCUCUGCCUCGUGCCCUUACUCCUGUCACUUUUAAAUCUCUGUGUUGGCAGUAACUCACCGCUGUACUUACCAGGUGAGCCAUAGCCCUGCUGUGCCCCACACAGCCACCCUUGCUUCAGCCAUAGGGUCCAGGCUGCUCGGGCUGAGGGAGGCAGUGGCUUUUGAAAUCAAACAGUCUUAAGGUGCUGACCCUGCUCAGGCAAAGGAAGGAUAAACUGGCAUCCUGUUAAUAGCUCCUUAAGGAUGCUGUUCCCCCUUUCCCCCAUGCUGGGCUGCAGUGCUACCUGCUGGGGAAGGGUGGGUGCAGGUGGGCACAUGCUGCUCCCCUGCCCCUUUAGUACCUGGUGCUCUUCUCAGGGGGAGGCCUUGCUGCAGGGGUGCAGGUACCUCUGGUCCAUGGCAGGGCAGGGGACUGCCAGCCCUGCAGGCCCUGCUAUCAGCCACUAGCCUGGCAGCCAAGUGGGGUCACGCCUGUUUUGCAGCUGGGAGAAACUCCUGCUUUCCUGAGCCCUAUUUGCUUGUUAACUGCAUGGGGAGCCACUUUCUUAAUCAUUUGCAGGGGGAGCCUGCUGGCAGCUUCCUUCCUCUCUCCCCGCCUUCCCAGUUGUAAGCAAGUCAGAGCCUCUUAUCUGCCUCUCUCAGUGUCCGGGUUAAAGGACAUCCCCUUUUCCUCCCCCACCCCCAGCUUUCUGUUGCCCAAGCUACACUAUCAUGUCCUAAAAAUCAGAGUAACUGGGACUGGUGGACACCCCCUUCACCUCCCUCAGCCCUCCCUCGCUUCCCUCCUGGUGCAGCCCUGCUCCAUUUUGGUGGUUGUGCUGGGUGCGCUGGGAGCAGUGAGCGUGUUAGCAAUCACUUGACAGAGCUCCCCUGGGGCAGCUGCCCAGCCAUGGGACCAGGUGGGCACAGGAGGCAAGUGGUUUCUUAGAAGAAAAAUAUGGGGGGGGGGGGAGGAUGCCCGUGUGUCAAGCAAAAUCAGCUGCUUUUAGCCCACAGCGAGCAGUAGCCCGCACCAAAACCAGCUGUGUGAUUACUUUUGUACAAAUAAUUACAAAGCUGCAACCAGUAAAUAAAGAAUGAAACUUAACUGAAGUGCAAUGAGCUCCUAGAGGAAGGUGGGAGCACUCCACCCCCAGUCCUGGCCUAACCAUGGUUCCUCGCACUGGGCCAGGCACCCCAGUUGGCAGAGAAAUGCCAAUGUCUGUUACUGAUUUAGCCCUUCCCCAGGGCUGCUGGUGAAAGGCUGAGCUCACAGCUGCUCCCUUUCACCUCUACCCACCCACCUUCAUUUGUGAAACUCUGUAGGAAUUUAAUUACAUUCAAUUUGCCCAAUGUACUUGAAAUUGGCUGAUGGGCUUAAGUGCCCUCAAGGAGCCCAAAUGAUACAGAACCAUGAGCCUCUCACCUCCUGCAGAACCCAGCUAAACCUGCCAGAGCCCCUCUGCACAGGGGGCUUGUGCCAGAGGAGCGAGACACCUGUGCCCAGGGGCAGAGGGGAAGAUGGUGCCUCAUCCCAGUGAAUAGGAGAAAGUCUCUUCCCCAAGCAGUGCCCAGAGCAGGCUUGCCCAGUUCUCUGCUUUCUUACUAUUAUUUGUUUGAAUAAUAGUUCAAUAGUUCUUUGUCAGAAGAGGUAUUCCCCUGGACAUACAUUUUUUUGCACCCGUUGGGAAAAACAAAGUCUGAUGUUCUGCCUCUACCUUGAAUGUACUCCUGAAUCUUUCUGCUGUAACCACUACUUGUUUGUAAGGUGUAUUUGACAAGCGCGCACUCUCCCUUCCACUAUGCAGCAAACGGCGAGGGGCGGUCACAGCACCGUCUAGAACGGAUGGUGUUGGGGCAUCGGAUCCAGAGCGAGUAUUCAACUGGAAAAGGAUAAAAGUGACAAGUUAACGGGGGAGAGAAUGGAUCUUUAAAUUGAAUUAUUUUUUCAGUUACAAAUAUUUGAAAAAAAAAAAAUCCAUUUUAUUAAAAAAAUUCCAAACAGC